This is a messenger RNA of Salpingoeca rosetta, 1190 nucleotides long. RefSeq names its product ribosomal protein L7A. The record is from RefSeq and is a predicted model, not a curated record. Gene Ontology annotation, cellular component: ribonucleoprotein complex. The coding region runs from base 140 to 976 and encodes 278 amino acids. The transcript is spliced from 3 exons. Gene Ontology annotation, biological process: ribosome biogenesis. NCBI's taxonomy places the organism in Eukaryota, Choanoflagellata, Craspedida, Salpingoecidae.
UUGGGAGAGAAACACCACACAAAAAUAUCAGCUUCACUGCGCUUGAGUGCUGGCCGUGCCUUUUUCCACCAUCCGCGUGCGCAGCUUCCAACCUUCCUCCUCAACACCACCACCGCACACACGCACCCCAACAGCAGCCAUGGCCAAGGGUAAGGGUAAGGGCUCCAAGAAGGGCGGCAAGAUCAAGGUCAAGGUCAACCCGGCCGAAGAGAAGGCCAGGAAGCGUGAGCAGGCCCUCAAGGCAAAGAAGGCCAUCGAGAACAAGAUGUUCCCCGCUCGCCCCCGCGACUUCAGCAUCGGCCAGGACAUCCUGCCAAAGCGCGACCUCACCCGCUUUGUCAAGUGGCCCAAGUACGUGCGCCUCCAGCGCCAGGAGCGCGUGCUCAUCAAGCGCCUCAAGGUCCCUCCUUCCAUCAACCAGUUCACCCAGACGGUUGACAAGGCCACCGCCACCCAGCUCUUCAAGCUGCUCCAGAAGUACAAGCCAGAGGACAAGGCCCAGAAGAAGCAGCGUCUGCGCAAGCUCGCCGAGGAGAAGGCCGCCAAGGACACCGCCAACGUCGGCGACAAGCCCGUCGUCCUCAAGUACGGUCUCAACCACGUCACCGCUCUCAUCGAGCAGCGCAAGGCCCGCCUCGUUGUCAUCGCACACGACGUUGACCCCAUUGAGCUGGUUGUCUUCCUUCCCGCUCUCUGCCGCAAGCUCGACGUGCCAUACUGCAUCGUCAAGGGCAAGUCGCGUCUUGGCCAGCUGGUGCACCACAAGAAGGCCACGUGCGUCGCCCUGACCGACGUCCGCCCCAAGGACGAGGAGGCUUUCCGCAAGCUCGUUGACACGCUCAACACGGGCUACAAGAACCGCUUCGACGAGAUCCGCCGCAGCUGGGGUGGCCAGCAGCUCGGCCCCAAGACGGUGCACCGCCUGCGUGCCGCCGCCAUCAAGAAGGAGCGCGCUGCCGCUGCCAUCCGCAUGUAAACCCUGCGACUCGCCGCGCCGGCUAUUGCAUCUCUUUCUCCUCUUUCUCCUCUUUCUCCUCUUCUACUUGCCAGUGUACACUCCGCUGCGUGGUGGUGUUGUUGUUGUUGUUGUUGUGCCAUUUUCCUUGGUAUCACAGUAAAACACGGCCACCCAAAGCGGUGUGGGGGCAAGCACAACCGAGUAAAUGAAGUUGUCACACAACACGACCUCG